CCCUUUUGUCCUUACUUGUGAUUUGCCUAUGGUCUUUCUUUAUGUACAUUCCCGGCCUUUUCCCUUUUCUCUCACAAUUUCCUUCUUUUUCCCUCCCUUUUUCUGGCACUUAGCUAAGCUCUAGCUUUUCAUUUCUAAGCGCACUCCACAUAAGAUCUUACUCCAGGUUUUUUGUCUUUUAUACUAGUUUGAAACUCCCUCAAAAGUAACAAACAAUUAGAAAUUUGCAGUGUCUGAGCUUUGGGGAUUUCAUGGAGCUUUUCAAGGGCCUGGUAAUUGUAAGUCUUCACCAGGGAGAUAGAGUUCAAAUCAACUGAAGUCUCAUCAGCUCCACCGGUUUCACGGCUCCACCAAAUUUGAUCACUUUCGGAGAUUCAUCAACAUGCGGCAUGGAUCAGGAUUGAGGCCUCUUGUUUAUUUCACAGACUCGAUCAGGCGUCCACUAUUUACGAAGUCAUCAGCAAAAUCAUACCGUCUAUUCAUCUUCUUCUUCGCCCUCGCCGUCGGCGCGUUAGUUUCCACGCGCUUGCUCGACACCACUACUAAUGCUGCUAGCAGCUUUGCUCAGAGAGUAACAAGUGCCGAAACCUACAAUUUCAAUUCCCGGAAGCCCAAACACAUAUUAAAAUUUCCGCUUAACUGCACUGCUCUGCAGCUCACAAAAAGCUGUCCCAGAGAUUACCCCACGACCUUCAAUCCGGAAGAUCCUGACCCUUCGUCCCUUCCCACGUGUCCCCAAUACUUCCGUUGGAUCCACGAAGAUCUCCGACCAUGGGCUCAUUCUGGUAUUACUCUAGACAUGGUUGAAAGAGCUCGACGAACCGCAAACUUCCGAUUGGUUAUUCUUAACGGCAGGGUUUACUUCGAAUCAUAUGUGAAGUCAUUUCAAACAAGAGAUAUUUUUACACUGUGGGGAAUCCUACAGUUGUUACGGAAGUACCCAGGCAAAGUCCCGGACUUGGAUAUGAUGUUUGACUGCGUUGACUGGCCCGUCAUCAAGUCAAAAAAUUAUGCUGCACCUGAUGCUCCAGCUCCACCGCCAUUGUUUCGAUACUGUAGCGAUAAUCAGUCACUUGACAUUGUUUUCCCUGAUUGGUCUUUCUGGGGAUGGCCUGAGAUAAACAUAAAGCCAUGGGAGCCACUACUGGAGGAUCUUAAAGAAGGAAACAGAAAACUGAAUUGGGAAGACAGGGAACCGUAUGCAUACUGGAAAGGUAAUCCAGCAGUAGCUGAAACCAGGAAGGAGCUUGUUAAAUGUAAUGUCUCUGAGAAACAAGACUGGAAUGCUCGCAUUUAUUCCCAGGAUUGGAUCAAAGAAUCAGAGCAAGGCUACAAGGAAUCAGACUUAAGAAGCCAAUGCAAUCACAGGUAUAAGAUCUAUAUUGAAGGAUCUGCUUGGUCUGUCAGUGAGAAAUACAUUCUUGCCUGUGAUUCAGUUACCCUACUGGUAAAACCCCAUUAUUUUGAUUUCUUCACAAGAAGUUUAGUGCCGAUGCUCCACUAUUGGCCGAUAAAAGAAGAUGAUAAGUGCAGAUCUAUUAAGUUCGCCGUCCACUGGGGCAACAACCACCGGAAAAGGGUACAAAAUAUGGGAAAGACAGCCAGCAAAUUCAUCCAAGAGCAGUUGCAGAUGAAAUACGUAUACGACUACAUGUUUCAUCUGUUAAGUCAGUACUCUAAGCUUCUGAGAUACAAGCCCACAAUACCUAAAAAUGCCGUCGAGUACUGUUCGGAGAGGAUGGCUUGCGGAUCGGAAGGAUUACUGAAGAACUUUAUGGUGGAAUCUAUGGUGACAGGUCCAUCGGAAACAAGUCCAUGCAGGCUGCCUCCCCCUUAUGAUCCUUCUUCUUUUAGCUCCAUUCUUUGGAGAAAUGAAAAGGUUUUAACUCGAGUGGACUCAAUGGAGAAGAAGUAUUACUGGAAGUCUGAGAAUCAAACUAGGCAAUCAUAGGAAAGUUUUUCUUUUGUUUACAGUUUUUAAUCUCUGAAUCUCACACUGUUCAUUGUAUUGGUAGAUUGUUUAAAUAAAUAAUCACAGCUUUUUUUUUU
Mangifera indica (mango) is the source of this 2049-nucleotide messenger RNA. Its product is annotated as O-glucosyltransferase rumi homolog. The transcript has 6 exons. Bases 383 to 1951 code for a protein of 522 amino acids. The record is from RefSeq and is a predicted model, not a curated record. NCBI's taxonomy places the organism in Eukaryota, Viridiplantae, Streptophyta, Magnoliopsida, Sapindales, Anacardiaceae.